AUGUCGGAUGACUCUUUGGCGAACAUACUGAUGAUAGAAGCUGAGCAGCUGCUCGAAAUGUACAAUGAAGACCAAAGCCAAGAGAAUCUUCUAAACAACGCUGUGCAGGGCGCAAAAAGAGCAGUGCAGAUUACGAGGGCGAACCAUGUCACUGGCCUAUCUUUACUGGCGACCUGCCUCUACCAUCGAAUCCAAAACCGCUUCUCACUCGAUGACUUUGAUCAAGCCCUCGAGGCCGUACAGGAGAUGAGCAGCCUAGCUCAUGAUGACCCCGAGAGCCAACUCGAGGCGUCGCAGCUUCUGACAAAGCUCUACAAGCAAAGGUUUGAUGCCUUGGGGGAACUGAGUGACCUGGACGCAGCAAUUGCCUUUGGACGGACCUGUGCGAAUUCGACAGCGAUUGAACCUUCGCAACGACUGAUACAUUUGAUCAAUCUUUCGACACUGCAGAGUGAUAGAUUUGAGCUUUUACGACGAGCGGAUGACGCUGAGUCGGCCGUGGAUUCCGCACGCCAGGCUGAGGAGUUGGCCAGUGGAAUGAAUCCAGCAGAACAAGCUUCAGCGGCUGCGGCUGUGGGCGCUGCGCUCUUGAGGCUGUGCCUGGCAGGCCGGCAAUUGGGUGGAGUUGAUCAGCUCAACCCUGCGAUUGAGAAAAAUCAAUAG
Aspergillus calidoustus is the source of this 663-nucleotide messenger RNA. The record is from the annotation of a GenBank genome assembly. Lineage: Eukaryota; Fungi; Ascomycota; Eurotiomycetes; Eurotiales; Aspergillaceae.